Molecule: messenger RNA, 689 nt
Organism: Capsella rubella
Lineage: Eukaryota; Viridiplantae; Streptophyta; Magnoliopsida; Brassicales; Brassicaceae
Product: E3 ubiquitin ligase BIG BROTHER-related
Exons: 1
Coding region: 7-654 (215 amino acids)
Biological process (GO): negative regulation of organ growth; protein ubiquitination
Molecular function (GO): ubiquitin conjugating enzyme binding; ubiquitin-protein transferase activity
Source: RefSeq, a predicted model, not a curated record
CUCUUUAUGGAUAACCAAGAAGAAGAGUCUAAGCAACCUCCAAACAAACUUCCCGAUCUAACCCUCUUCGAGCAAGCAAAUUCUGAAGUUGCUCUUGCUGCCUCUCAAGCUAAUUCCCAUUUUGCUCAUGCUAUGCCUGAUUCGCUCUAUUCAAGUAUGAUAGAAAGUGGAGAAGAAUCCGGAGAUGAAGAUGAUGAAGAGGAAAGCAAUGAGAACUACUACGAGUAUUUCGAUAGCAACGGAUUCGGAGAUGAUGAAGACGAAAUCAAUGAGUUUCUUGCAGAUCAAGAAAGCAACAACCCUGAGGAUGAUGAUUUCUUGGAUGAAGAAGAUGAGGUUGACCCCGACCAGUUGUCUUACGAGGAACUCAUUGCACUUGGAGAUUUCAUUGGAGUCGAAAAACGUGGGCUGACUCCUACCGAAAUCUCCACGUGUUUGAACGCAUCGACCUAUGUACAUUCAAAUAACAAAAACGAGAUCGAUCGUUGUGUGGUUUGCCAAAUGGAGUUUGAAGAAAGAGAAUCUUUGGUCGUUCUCCGACCUUGUGACCAUCCGUACCACUCUGAAUGUAUAACCAAAUGGCUUGAGACGAAGAAGAUUUGUCCCAUUUGUUGUUCUGAACCAUCUUUCAGCUCAAAUGUCGUAAAUAUUUAAUCAUCGAUUCUUUAUACUUUUAAAUGAAAAAUUAA